GGGCCGCGGAGGCCCGGCGGCGCAGCGCGGUGCAGGGCGGGCAGCGUAGUUCGCCGGGCCCCGAGGGCCUCUGACGCCACACAGGGCGUCGAGUGAGCGCUGAGUGAGGACGGAGGUGACUGGCUGGCUGGCUGGCUGGCGGUGGGGCGGCUGGUCCGGGGAAGAAGGCCCUCGGUGUUUACUCUACGCGAGGCGGCCCCCCGCGCGCUCUCCCCCACCCCCCGCCCGCAGGAGAGGCAGACGGGGCGGCGCUGCAGCCAUGGCCGCCUGUCACACCUGCGCGGCGGCCGCGCGGCUCCUUGGCUCCUCGCUGCCGUCGGCGAGCAGAGGUAUUACAUGUGGUCGUUCUCGCCUCCCUGUCUUAGGAAUAAUUGGGACUUUUGAAACUCGGACUCUAAGACUUGUCCCUUUGAGAACUUUUUCAGAAACAACAGCAUACUUUGCUUCAAAAGAUGGUUCAAGCAAAGAUGGUUCAGGAGAUGGCAGUAAGAAACCUGUUAGUGAAGGCAGCAGUAAAAAGUCAAGUUCUGGAAGCUCCGGCAAAGGUGGAAACCAGCUGCGUUGCCCAAAGUGUGGUGACUUAUGCACCCAUGUGGAGACCUUUGUGUCUUCCACCCGCUUUGUGAAAUGUGAGAAAUGCCACCAUUUCUUUGUCGUGCUUUCCGAAGCAGAUUCUAAGAAGGGCAUAAUUAAAGAGCCAGAGUCAGCAGCCGAAGCUGUGAAGUUGGCUUUCCAACAAAAGCCACCGCCUCCACCCAAAAAGAUUUAUAACUACCUCGACAAAUAUGUUGUUGGCCAGUGUUUUGCCAAGAAGGUGCUUUCAGUUGCUGUGUACAAUCAUUACAAGCGAAUCUACAAUAAUAUCCCUGCCAAUCUGAGACAACAAGCUGAAGUUGAAAAACAAAGUUCCCUGACACCGAGAGAAUUAGAAAUAAGAAGACGGGAGGAUGAGUACAGAUUUACAAAACUUCUCCAGAUUGCCGGUAUUAGUCCCCAUGGCAAUGCUUUGGGAGCGUCGAUGCAGCAACAGGUGAAUCAACAGUUGUCCCAGGAGAAGCGAGGAGGCGAAGUAUUAGAUUCGACCCACGAUGACAUCAAGCUUGAAAAAAGCAAUAUUUUGCUGCUGGGACCAACCGGCUCAGGUAAAACCCUGCUGGCGCAAACUCUGGCAAAAUGCCUAGAUGUCCCCUUUGCAAUCUGUGAUUGUACCACUUUGACUCAAGCAGGCUAUGUGGGCGAAGAUAUCGAGUCUGUCGUCGCAAAACUACUUCAGGAUGCAAACUAUAAUGUAGAAAAAGCUCAGCAAGGAAUUGUUUUCCUGGAUGAGGUGGAUAAGAUUGGCAGUGUGCCAGGCAUUCAUCAGUUGCGAGAUGUGGGCGGAGAAGGCGUUCAGCAAGGCUUGUUAAAAUUACUGGAAGGCACAAUAGUGAAUGUUCCAGAAAAGAAUUCCCGCAAGUUGCGUGGCGAAACCGUGCAGGUUGAUACAACCAACAUCCUCUUUGUAGCUUCUGGUGCUUUUAACGGUCUUGAUAGGAUCAUCAGCAGAAGGAAAAAUGAAAAGUACCUUGGCUUUGGAACUCCAUCUAACCUGGGCAAAGGCAGAAGGGCUGCCGCUGCUGCAGACCUGGCUAAUCUAGGUGGAGAAUCCAGCACACAGCAAGAUAUGGAGGAAAAAGAUCGCUUGCUUCGGCACGUGGAAGCGCGAGAUCUGAUUGAAUUUGGCAUGAUCCCUGAGUUUGUGGGUCGCUUGCCGGUGGUGGUUCCCCUGCACAGCCUUGACGAGAAGACCCUUGUACGGAUUCUUACGGAGCCCCGGAAUGCUGUGAUUCCCCAGUACCAGGCGUUGUUCAGCAUGGACAAGUGUGAAUUGAAUGUUACUGAGGAUGCCCUGAAGGCUAUCGCCAGGCUGGCUCUAGACCGCAAGACCGGUGCUAGGGGUCUUCGAUCAAUAAUGGAAAAGUUACUGCUGGAACCAAUGUUUGAAGUGCCCAAUUCUGACAUUGUGUGUGUGGAGGUGGACAAAGAUGUUGUGGAAGGGAAGAAAGACCCAGGAUAUGUCAGGGCUCCAACUAAAGAUUCUUCGGAAGAAGAGUACGACUCAGGGGUAGAAGAGGAGAGUUGGGCUCGCCAAGCAGAUGCUGCAAACAAUUAAACACUGUCGGAAUGUUCAGCAGAAAAUGCACUUAAUUGUUGUUUGUUGAGACCACACCUGGCUUUGCAGCCUCUUGCUAAGUUGGAUAUCUCCUGAAUACAAUACAUGGUCAGAAAACUGUUGACAACUCUAAUGGGAAUCGGAUCAUGUAGUUCGUGCAACAUCGCAUUGAUUUAUUCGGUGGACACUCGGACUUCGAUGGUAUAAUGUUCAGAAAUGAAUUGUAUAUUUUCUUCAGUUUUUAGAAACAAAAUAUGCUUUUUCUUAGGGCUGAGCUGAGACCGGGCAGGGGUGCAUUGCGUGAACAUUGCGCCCUACACUCCUCUUCCCUUUGGGUGAUCUUGUGGGGCACUUAUUCUCAGUGCCCUCCCCCCCACUAAAGCACUGCAGAGCUAAGACAUCCCCUUGCACACAUUCAGGUGGCCUGCAGCAUGGUGUUCUCAACCCUGGCAGCACUUUAUUGAGCUGAUUCUCAACCUCGGUUGGCUGCAAAUUCUGCACCACUUUGCAGGGGGCAGGGGAUCAAAGUAGCGCUCCAUCUUCCUGGUAACGUUGAUGCAGCCAGUCAGAUCUGACUUUGUGGCAUCGCAGAGGCCAAACAAAACUAGUUCAGAGGGAGGGCAGUUCACUAGCUUUUGUCCUCACUAUGCAGCCCAAAUCUUGACUCUGUGGUGAUGUUACUUUAACUAAGAGAGGGGAAGCUUAAUUUCAAACAAAUUGCACUCAGGCAGUGAAAAGCAGUGAACGAACAAGAAAAGGGUAAGAUUUUAGGGGUCUCUUUGGAAGCUUCAGACUCCUCGAGAGCCCCCUUUUCAUGUCGAAAAUCUCUGCUGGUGAACAUUCGACUCAGUCCUCGCUCUCAACCCCCCCACCCCCGCCAGUUUCUAGCAUGCAGUGCAGGUGUUGUUAGCAGAGGAAUUUGACAGUUAUGAUACUCUACAAAUUGGCGAGAGAAAACUACAUUUAUGAAAAUAAUAAAUUACUCUGAAUAUAUCUUGCUCCUGCAGUUUGAAUAUCAUUCAUUACAGAAGUCAGUGUUAAGUAUCUCCUUUUGGUUUAAAAACAGUAGGUGCUGGAGCUACUUGUUACAUUUAUUAUGGAAACUUCCCUUUUUCAACUGGAUUUCAAAGACAUUUUUUAAAAGAGACAGGACUCUGGUCUGCAGACUUUGAGUAUAGUUCUGUUCAAGCCAGUGGAUCUGCUCUAGAGUAAUUAGAUUUUGGAUUGUGACCAUAUUUUAGAGCAACUUAUGCCACUUUACUAAAAAAAAACCAUAAUGUGAUGCGUUAAAUAAUUGGGUAUAAUACCAAAGGUUCCAUUAACAAUUACAUACCAUAUGUAGGUUUUCAAGGAUUUUGGAUAUGAUGAGAGCAGAUGAACCAGCAACUUGCUACAUCUUCCUUUUGAAGGAAUAAAGGUUUCCAGGAAGAAAUAGAACCAUAGAAUGUUUAGAAUUCUAUGCCAAUAUUUUAAUAUAGUACAUUUUAUUGAACGUACUGGAACCAUCAUGCAUCAAUUUUUUGGUGCCAGAUAUUUUUUCCCAACCUACCUUCUUAUAACAUUAAGAGAAGCAAGAAAGUAGCCUAUAAUUGUAUAAUAUUUUUCAUGUAAUCAGUAGUAACUGUUUGCACAAAAUUCUUAUUUAAGUUAUAAGCUUAAACGCUGAACCUGCAUCUCGUUAAUUUUAAAUCUUUUCAGCAAGCAAAGAUCACUUUGUUUUUACAGUUAACUUGAUCCUUUAGUAAAGUAUUUGUAAAAACACAAAAGGACUUGUAUGUUUUUGAUUUAUUUCUGAAAUUAAAAUAUGCCAACAAAUUUAA
Molecule: messenger RNA, 3972 nt
Organism: Hemicordylus capensis (graceful crag lizard)
Lineage: Eukaryota; Metazoa; Chordata; Lepidosauria; Squamata; Cordylidae
Gene: CLPX
Product: caseinolytic mitochondrial matrix peptidase chaperone subunit X
Exons: 14
Coding region: 260-2152 (630 amino acids)
Biological process (GO): protein catabolic process; proteolysis
Cellular component (GO): mitochondrial matrix
Molecular function (GO): zinc ion binding; protein dimerization activity; ATP hydrolysis activity
Source: RefSeq, a predicted model, not a curated record